Messenger RNA from Trichoderma harzianum CBS 226.95, 2154 nucleotides. RefSeq lists its product as hypothetical. The transcript is spliced from 3 exons. Bases 432 to 1943 code for a protein of 503 amino acids. Gene Ontology annotation, cellular component: cytosol; nucleus; mitochondrion. Gene Ontology annotation, molecular function: pyridoxal phosphate binding; cysteine desulfurase activity. Lineage: Eukaryota; Fungi; Ascomycota; Sordariomycetes; Hypocreales; Hypocreaceae. Gene Ontology annotation, biological process: [2Fe-2S] cluster assembly. The record is from RefSeq and is a predicted model, not a curated record.
ACACGGUUUAUUAAGGUGCUGAACUGAGCACCAGCUUGUGACAUGACGUCGUUGGCCUCGAUAUCCGAGACCUUUUUUGCCGCCAACGGGGUCAUUUUACUGCUGAAUCACACAAAGGCCGCCACUACCUACUGCUGCUAUGCCGCACGCUAAAGACACCGGCCUAUCUCGGCCUUUCACGUCCAAAAGAACGAUUGAAUGCGCCGGAGAGCUGGCUUUCCGGGAUUCAGCCGAAUAUUCCACGCAUUUUCAGCCAAUUACCCGCACGUAUCACCGAGCUAGGUACCGAGCCGGACCCCAUUGACAAAUACCCCAAGUACAAAAUUCACGUUGGUUUAAAAAAAAACUACCUCUCCUCAACAACAACUCCAACCUUCUCACCUGGCUGGAAGUUUCUGUCCCCAUGUAAACUAUCCAUCCGCACAACAGCCAUGGCUAGUAUUGCAUCGUCAGCGCUCAGGUCGGCGAGCCGCCUUGGCUCCAGCACGGCCGUCGCUACGGCGCCGUUGCGAGGAAUUCACAGAGCUGCCCUGGUGGCGGCUACGAGGAGGAGCGGGAGGCGAGGCUAUGUGACCGAGUCCAAGAGAGACAAUGCGCGGGUCGAAACAGCCAUCAAGCUGGACAAGAAGGACUUUGCAGACAUUCCUCAGUCGGUGAAUAUGACCUCGCCUAACAUGAAGGUCAGCCCGAUGGCCGAGGUUCUCAAGACCGCAGCCGUCAUGGAGGAGGGCCAGCGACCCAUCUACCUCGACAUGCAGGCCACCACGCCUGUUGACCCCCGUGUCCUUGAUGCCAUGCUGCCGUUUUACGUCGGCGAGUUCGGCAACCCCCACUCAAGAACGCACGCUUACGGCUGGGAGAGUGAAAAGGCCGUGGAGGAGGCCCGAGAGCAUGUGGCAAAUCUGAUUGGCGCAGACCCCAAGGAGAUUAUCUUCACCAGCGGCGCUACGGAGAGUAACAACAUGAGCAUCAAGGGUGUUGCGCGAUUCUUCGGCCGAUCUGGCAAGAAGAAGCACAUCAUCACCACUCAGACCGAGCACAAGUGUGUGCUGGACAGCUGCAGACAUCUGCAGGAUGAAGGGUUCGAGGUUACCUAUCUGCCUGUCCAGAGCAACGGCCUGAUCAAGAUGGAGGAUCUUGAGGCUGCCAUCCGGCCUGAGACGGCCUUGGUCAGUAUCAUGACUGUGAACAACGAGAUCGGAGUCAUCCAGCCGAUCGAGCAGAUUGGCAAGCUCUGCCGUGAGAAGAAGAUCUUCUUCCACACCGACGCUGCACAGGCUGUCGGCAAGAUCCCCAUUGAUGUCAAUGCCAUGAACAUUGACCUCAUGUCCAUUUCAUCACAUAAGAUUUACGGCCCCAAGGGCAUUGGCGCAUGCUAUGUCCGCAGACGCCCGAGGGUCCGGCUCGACCCCCUCAUCACUGGUGGUGGACAAGAGCGAGGCCUACGAAGCGGUACCUUGGCACCACCCUUGGUUGUUGGCUUCGGUGAGGCAUGCCGCGUUGCCAAGGAAGAGAUGGAGUACGACUCCAAGAGGAUUAAGUUCCUAUCAGAUCGACUCUUGGGUGGGCUGCUUGCCAUGGAGCACACCAACCAGAAUGGCGAUUCGAAAUCCUUCUACCCCGGCUGCGUCAACGUUUCAUUUGCAUAUGUCGAGGGUGAAUCCCUAUUGAUGGCCUUGAAGGACAUUGCGCUGUCUUCGGGUAGCGCAUGUACUUCGGCCUCGCUUGAGCCUAGCUACGUGCUUCGUGCGCUUGGAAACAGCGACGAGAAUGCGCACAGCAGCAUCCGGUUCGGCAUUGGCCGUUUUACCACGGAGGAAGAGAUUGACUACGUGCUGAAGGCGGUUAGGGAGCGUGUCACGUUCCUGCGUGAGCUCAGCCCACUGUGGGAGCUUGUGCAAGAGGGCAUCGACCUGAACACGAUCCAGUGGAGCCAGCACUAAAGUGUCCCAAGAUUGAGCAUGACACAAGCUGGUGUUUUGGGUUUGGGAAGUUAUCAACUGGUUCUGGGUAUAAGCAGAACCCAAGGGGUUUGGCCAAAAGGCGCCGGGUUUGCGCCAGCCAAGCCGCUGUAAUAGCAUAUUGUAGUAUAAGAUACCUGAUUUACGAGUACGAAAUAAUGACAAUUCCCCAAAUGAACAGACUGAAUUGCUU